GCAAAGACUGUAGAACUAAAAACCACGAACAACCACACGACUGACUCGCACCUUUCUACAAAAACGCCUCUAGACGUGUCUUCACCUUCUACUCCGUUCUGUCGUCUUUCUUCCAUGUCACAAAUAACUACUGUGAAACCCGUGGCCGUGGUUGGGAUAUCUGCCGAGUUUCCCUCUGGCCCACUAUCCGGCGUUAACUUCGAUCACCAGUCGUUUUUCGAUUUCUUGCUUGCUGGUGAAGAGGCGUCUGAGAAGGUCCCUCAGGAGAGGUUUAAUAUUGAUGGGUGGCAGGGAACUCAUAUCGGUCAAGUCCUGCCAGAGAAGGCUUGCUUCUUGAAAGAUGUUACUUCCUUUGACCACUUCGAGUUCGGCAUAACCGCGAAAGACGCAGUCAGUAUGGCCGUCGGCACCAGGAAACUGAUCGAACACUCUUUCCUCGCUUUACUGGACUCAGGUAUCAAUUCGCGUUCUCAGAACGUUGGCGCGUACACUUCCGGUGUUGCCUUUGAUAUUCUCAGUGCCGCAGACGCAGAUGAAUGGGAUGCUCGCGAUGCGUUCGGUGGUGGCACCGCAGCCUUGGCCAACCGAGUCUCAUACCAUCUAGACUUGACCGGCCCAUCGCUUCCCGUGGAUACAGCCUGCAGCUCCUCCCUGAUGGCGCUUCAUCUUGCGAUCCAAGGCUUGCGCUCAGGGGAUUGUGAGGCUGCCUUGGUGGGUGGAAGCCAGAUCAACCACCGAUUCGUCGAUUGGGUGUGGUACAGCCAGGCUUCAAUCCUCUCCCCAAGCGGGCAGUCGCGCCCUUUCGAUGCGAGCGCAGAUGGAUUUGGUCGUGGUGAGGCUGUGGUCGUCAUCGUCGUCAAGCUACUCGAAGACGCCAUUCGCGACGGAGACAAAAUUUAUGCCACUAUAUUGAACACCGCCAUCAAUUCGACUGGGUCUGCAGGUCCGGUCAAGACACCCAUCGCAGAUUCACAGGCAGCAGUUAUGUACAAGUCGUACGAGGGUACAGGCCGCUCUCCCAAAGAGGUUGAUUACGUCGAGUGUCAUUCAACAGGUACCUCUGUCGGCGAUCCUGUUGAGGUAAACUGGGUCGGUGCGCACUUCAAGCGGGAGAAGGAGCUUCUUGUGGGAAGCGUCAAGGCGAAUAUCGGUCAUACCGAAAUCACCGCAUUCUUGGCUUCCCUUUCGAAAGUCUGCUGUAUGUUCAAGGCCGGACUGAUUCCUCCACAAGUCGGAGUCACGACCCUGAACCCUGCCAUCGGAUGGACCGAAUACAACAUGCGCCCCAACACAAAGGUCGAACCCCUCACCGCUAGUUCUCCCUCCGGAGCAUCCCUCGUCUCGGUCAAUGCUUCCGGUCUAGGUGGCGCAAACGGCCACUGCGUUGUCGAAAGCUUUCCUUAUCCCCCGCGCUCCGCUCCAGAACCUCUUCCUGCCGAUAUGUCAAUCCUCCUCAUUGCGGGCGGCUUGUCUCCCCGUACCGCCACGGCCAUUGCCUCAGAUGUGACUCAGCUCGCCACGGAGAUCCCCCGAGAGCUUUCCGUGCUUUCGACAGUGAGUGGGAGACGUUCGAGGCAGAUGACUUGGCGUACAGCUGCUGUCAGCAGUGCAGACCAUCCGUUUGUCUUCCCGCAACCUCGCUUCGUUCCGCGGACUACGCCACCGAUCGCUUUCGUGUUCUCCGGUCAAGGGCCACAACACGUAGAAAUGGGCCGUCAGCUCUUCGGAACGUACCCUGUGUUCCGCGAGAGCAUUCUUCGCAUGGAUAAAGUACACAUCGAGCUCACCGGCACAUCUGUCGUCCAAGACCUCGGCUUCUUCAGCGACCUACCGCCCAAGAAUCCCCUUCCCGACGUCUGGCCCGUCACCACGCUGGUCCCCGCCCUCAACAUGACCCAAAUCGCUCUCUUUGAUCUCCUCGUCUCCAUGGGCAUUCGUCCCGAUCUCGUCUUCGGCCACUCCGCGGGCGAAUCAGCCAUGUUUUACGCCUCUGGUGCGACUUCGCUGGAGCUGGCGAUGGAGAUUUCAGUUCGUAGGGCGAGGGCGAUGGCCCAUGUUGAUAAUUCGGGUGGGAUGGCUGCCGUUUCUUGUUCGUCGUCGGUGGCUCGGGAAAUCAUCGACCUUGCGCUCAACGAGGCUGGACCUGACGACGUGCUUGAGCUCGGCUGCUUCAACGCCCCAGAAGCCGUUGCGAUCUCCGGUCAUCAUGUUAUGCUCGACAAGGCCAUUGCUAUCGCUCAAAGCCGCGGCCUCUGGGCUCGUAAAGUCAAGACGCGCACCGCAGGUCACAGCAGCCUUCUCGACCCCUGCCGAACGCAAUAUAUUGAAGAAAUGGAAGAGGCGUUUGCUCGUCAUCCCGUCUCUUACACUCCGACCAUCCCCACCUACUCGAGCCAGACAGGAACUCGCUGGGAUACUGCGUUCACGACCGAAUAUAUGUGGCGAAACACUCGCGUUCCUGUCAAAUUCGAGCAGACCGUGACCGCCGUUCUCAAGGAGGUUCCGGAGGCGAUCUUCAUCGAGAUCAGUCCUCACCCCGCGCUGUCGUCAUACAUCGCUGGCAUGGGCGCAAAAGCGGACAAGGUUCUCUGUCCGAUGCGUCGUACGAAAACUCCGGGAACAUUCAACGAAGUCAGCGAGCUUCUUCAGACUGUCGGGGCGCUAUCCUGUCUAGGGGUCAAUACCAUUGACUUUCAUGCCGUCAACGGUACCACCGCUCUCGAGCUCUCGAAACCACUACCAGCAUAUCCUUUCGUCCCGAAAGUCCUUCCGAUGUACUCCGAAAACUCGAGGAUGGCGCACAAGCAGAAGAGGGUUCGCAAGGGGCCGCUCAACUAUGAGGGAGUGGCUAUUAAUUCGCUCACUCAUCCUGACUUAGCUCAGCAUGUUGUGAGGGGUGAACCCAUCCUGCCGGCGACCGGGUUCUUCGAGAUGAUCUUCGAAGAGGGAGCGCGUACGAUUUGGGACAUCGAGCUACUCGGGAUGCUGCCACUACUGCCGGAGAAGGUACUUCAGGUGGAGAUCAAGACAGAUGGACAUGCAUGGAGCGUUUCAUCCUCGUCCGGAGGUCGCAACCCUCGGCUUCACGCUACUGGGUUCAUGACGACUGAAGUGACGGACAACGAUCUUGGGCCACUCGAUCUUACUGCCAUCAGAGCUCGCUGUGAGAGAUCCGAUAUCACGAAUCUUUAUACUGGGAUCAACGCCAGUAUCGCCUUCGGUCCCUUGUACCGCCGUGUUCAAGGGUGCCUCGAAAGCGAGAACGAGAUGCUGUUCGAGAUUCGCGGUAAUGGACCCGACCUCACCGAACACCAUAAAUACAUCUUCAACCCCGCUCUCCUCGAUUCUUGCAUUCACGGGAUCAUUCAUCCCGUUUUCACUGGCAACGCUGAUCGUAACGUUUAUUUUCUCCCAUCUCACAUUGGACGUGUUAUUCUCUACGACGCUGCCAUUGAGAAGGAGCUGCCGGAAACUAUUUACUGCCAUGUCAUCACACACGACUGGUCUCCAGAGGAUCAACAUUGCGAUUGUUACAUCGUGAACGAGCAUGGCGAGCGACUCGUCACCCUGAUGGAUUGUGUGGCUUCGAAACAUUGGAAUAUAGCUGUACCUACGCUCCCAGAGACGAACUACGAUCUUCUCUACCAGCCUCUUGGUUUGCCGGAAGACACACUUCCUGUUCAGCACAACGUGCAAGUCAUAGACCAUUCCUUCCUUGACGUACUUUUACCGUUCGACGAGAAGCCAAAUGGUCUCGCGAAUGGCAUCACACAUCAGCUGUCCAACGAUAUCUCUAAUCACGUCGAGCUCGACAUGGAGAAUUCGGAGGAAGGGAAGUUCAGGAAGUUCACGGACGGAUUUAUGUCAGGAAGUUCCUCCGAAGUGAAACCCUCCCGUGUCUUUGAGCUCUUUGCGUCGUCUUUCGAUCCUUUUGUGGUGGAAACCAGGCAUAUUCUUGAACACGCUCUCAAGGCCGGUAAACGAAUAGUCCGUAUUCUGGAAAUCGGUGAUGCUUCCGCAACGCUGGCGAGCCGUCUGUUACCAAUCUUCGCGGAGUAUCCAACUCUGCGAGUCGACUACACUGCUGCUGGUCACGAGAAAACGGCGACUUUGGACGUGCGAACAAUUUCCUUUGACAUCAGUUCGCCGUCUCAUACGCAAAGCCUACCUUCAUUCACGUACGACGCCAUCAUAUCCAUCCACUCUCUUGCCUUCGCCUCCAACACGCAGCGCUCUGUGGAAUUGCUGCAUGAGCUCCUGGUUCCUGGCGGUUUUCUCCUCGCACUCGAGGUUAACGGUGAUCCUGGCGUUCCUGGAACAAGAUGGAUCGAGCGCGUCUUUUCGCCACACCACGACUGGUCUGGAAUACGCGAUGGCAAGCUACAUGGCCCCAAGCCUCUGGGUGCCUGGAAAGAGUCCGUCCAGCGAGCGGGUUUCAAGUAUGUUUCAGCAAAUCCGGACGACGUGCGGUCUCUGUUCGUGACCCUCAAGGCCCAGAAAGGCUGGCUACCAACCCUCUCGGAGUCGGCCGAGAUACACGAUGCCGAUGAACCCAUGAUGGUGAACUUCAAGCUUGCGAAUGCAUUGGACCUGCAAAGCACGGUGCUCGCUGCCACAACUUCCGCCUCCGGUGGACGAACUGCUCUGUGGAUAGAGGCGACGAUGGGAAGCUUCGACGGGUCGGCAGCUAUGGGUUUCACUCGUUCCCUUCGCAGAGAGCUCGUCUCUGUCGACGUCAACCUCGUUCUUUUCGAUCCCGUCUGGAAAGACGCAUCGAAGGCCGUCCUCAUUCAACAGCUAUCCACCUUCCCCUAUUUAGAGCCGGAAAUCGCGAUCGAUAGCGCUGGAGUCGUCUUGGUUCCACGCCUGUGUUCAUUCCCUCCUCGACGGCCAUCGACGUUUGACCCUUCUCGGUAUUGGGUCGUCGAGAAGUCUGGUAUCGUGGCGCAGCCUGCCCUCCCGCUCCCCGUUGCUCGUCAAAUACUUAUCGAGCUUUCGUCCAUCUCCGACGUCGAGGGCGGGUUGCGAGGCAUCGUGGGUACGAUCGCCAGGACGAGCUCCUCGAAGUGGCCCGUCGGUACUCGUGUGGUGGCGGUCGUGGAAUCCACCGCUUCGAAUUAUGCCGUUGUACACGAAGGUCAAGCGUGUCACCUUCCCGGGGAUUGUGACCCAGGUAAAGGUGCUCGUAUCGCUCUUCCGCUCAUCCUUUCUACACUCGCCCUAGGGCUUGGUCUUUCACGACCACUGGAGUCCUUGGAGACGGCAAGGAUCGUGGUCUUGCAGUCAGGAGCGAUGUCCAUCGAGAUCAGCCAACUCCUCAAGCGUCUCGGCCUCAACCCGGACUCCAUCUCAGCAUCAGUUCCGAUAGAGCUUCCCCGUCUGGACAAGGGCGACAUCGUUAUAUGUGGCCUUCCCCAAGACGUAGCUCGUACGAUUCCCUCCAUCCCUGGCGUCUCCGUGUACAACUGGUUGGACACCGAGAGUGGUGGCCUUGCCAGUAUCGUACGCAAUCCCUGGUUCGUCGGCAGUACCCUCAAGACAUAUCUCGAACGUGUCAUAUCGGACAUCGCAACCAAUAUUUCGUCUCAAACCCCGGACAAGCUACUUCCGACGACUCCUCAGGUCUCUUCGACUGUAUCGUUGAGGCCUGACAGGUAUUACCUGAUUGUGGGUGGCAUUGGUUCGUUAGGAUUGCAGAUGGCGAUCUGGAUGUACGGCAAAGGAGCAAGACACAUCAUCCUGACCUCUCGUAGAGGCGAGGACACGCUUCGCGGUAUCAAAGCCAGAUCUCUGCGCGGUCCCGUCGAGUACCUCAGGAGCCUCCCAGACCUCGAACUGCGUCUUGAGGCUUGCGAUGCCUCAUCGCAAGAUGCAUUCGACAAGCUAGUCGCAAGCUUGGAUCGUCCCCUUGCCGGCUGCAUUCUCUCCGCAGUCCUCAUCUUCGACAGGCUGUUCUUGAAGCAGGAUUCCGAGACGUUCGCGGUGCCAUUCAAGGGCAAGACGGAGGCGUUUUGGGUCAUCGAGAAAGCUAUCGCGAUUGAGAAGCUUGAUUUCUUCAUUGCAAUCACGUCUGUCUCUGGGUUUGGUGCUGCCGGUCAGACGAACUAUUCGAGUGCGAACACUGCGGUAGAGUAUCUUAUGUCGCAGUAUCCGAACGCUUGGUCGUUUGCUGCUCCAGGCAUCAGCGACUCCAACGUCGGUAUUUACUCUUUCACGGCGGAGGCAUCCCAUCUCGAAAUGUGGGAGUCAUCUGCUAUGAGUAGCUACGAGAUCUGCUUGUGUCUCGAAGAUGGACUCCUUCGAAUGGCGUACAGUCCCAUGAAGCUCUACAUCCCCAACCUCGACUGGGACGCCCUGCACAACUCCGUCAGCGACUCGACUCUGUACAAUCACCUUGUCAAGUACGAUGCGUCACGCGAAGAAGUCGAGGUCGAAGACCCUGCAGAACUUCUUCAGGAGAUGGUGCUCAAGUUUAUCGAUAUUUCCGCGGAUGAAUUUGAACACUUUGUUCCUCUGACAUCUUAUGGGCUUGACUCCCUCUCCGCCGCACGUCUCUCCACCGCCCUCAAACCCUACAUGUCAAUCACACAGAUUCAGCUCCUCGGAGACUUGAGCCUCGACGAUCUUGUCGCCAAGAUGCGAGACGCCAAACGCAGCGGCACCGAUCCUAUCACCACCAACGGCCCCGCCACCGCCACCAACCCGACCAACUCCACCGAAGCUCCCUUCGCCUGGGACUCGCUCCAUCAACCGGGUCACAACGUCCUCAAGCUCGUCAUCAGCACCGGCACACCGCUCAUUCUCAUCCACGGCGGCGCAGGCGACAUAACCGCCUUCCGUGCGAUCCAAGAACAGUUCUCUACCCCCCUCUGGGCCAUCCAACCCACGCCCGAAACGCCCAUGGAUUCCGUCGAGGUCCUCGCGAAGUAUUACUUUGGGAAGAUCAAGGAGAAGAGACCGGCGGGUCCGUACAGAAUCGCCGGCUUCAGCGCGAGCAGUCUCGUUACGCUGAGGUUGGCAGAAAUCUUACUGGAGAAUGGGGACGAGAUCGUGCAGUUGACAUUUGUGGAUCAUUUCCCGAUGUUGUUUGCGAGCCCAUUGCAUGAUUUCAAUACGACACCGGAGUCGUUCGAAGAGCUGGGCCACUUGGCCGCCCUCAAAACUGUCGACAUGAUCUCCGACUCCUGCGCGCGCGACAAAACCGCCGCCCGUCGCGCCUACGGCCUCGCCCUCGUCUCAGCCUCUCAAAACCUCCCCUCCACACCCACCGCUCUCGAAUCAUGGACCUUCAUCCGCAAGAUCGCAGUCAUGAACCUCAGGCAGGCCAUCGCCUUCUCUGGCGGGUUCGAAGUCUGGUCUGGUCUUAGUCCCGCGGAACGCGAGGAGAGGAUGAGGGUGCGGAUGAUUGAGGAGGUGAGGAGCGUUGGGAGGAGGUUGAGUGCGUGCAGGAUGAGUGCGUAUGUGGCCGAUUGGGGACUGAGAACGUUGAUGCCUGAUGAUUGGAAUGACUUUGGCGUCGGGAGAUGUUUCGGAGAUGGAAGACUUGGGGAUCCCAGGGCUGGGGUGGAUGAGAGGAAGGCGAAGGUGUAUAGGUAUCCGGCCGGGCAUUUCGAUAUCUUUGAGAGGUCAGAUUUCUCGAGGAGUUUGGAGGUGGAUUGGGUGGAUGCUGCUAUCGAGGCGGGCGCGGAGAGCGAAUAUGAGUGGAAAUCGAUGGUGCAUCAUCCGUUGAAGGAUGACUUGACGACGAUGUUUAGGAUCUUGGAUACGAUGGCGUUGAAGUAUAUGAAGGAGUCUAUUGAGCAGAACCCGGUCGUUGACUCGGAGAUCAGUCGCCAGAGGUUGUACCGCGAGACUUUGGAGUACCUCCGCACUCGCAAGCCAGCCAUCUGGACCGAAGAAGAGUAUACUCGUCUCAAGUCGAUAUAUCCGCUCUACUUCGAGACAACAGAGCGGAUCGGAAGCGUCCACGCAUCGACGUUCCAGUCUCCUACCGCCGCAGUCGCAGCGCUCUAUGCGGACAACAUGAUUGACGGCUGGUACCUCAACAACCCCGGGUUCAUGCCCAUCAACAUCGAAGCCACCAAACGUUUCAAAUCCCUCGUCUCUUCUCCCUCGUUCCGUGCUCGUUCUGGAUCAGAGCCACUCAGGGUCCUCGAGGUCGGCGCCGGCGUCGGCGGUCUGACCACAUUCCUCGUCGAAACCCUCGCGGACCUUCAACACUCGAACACUCAGUCCAUCAACGUCGAAUACACAAUAACCGACCUCUCCUACUCCCUCGCCGCCUCUCUCGCCUCGUCCUUCUCCAUCCCUUCUCCAUCCUCUUCCCCUUCCACCACCACCUCUCGCCCAAAAAACAACAUAACCCUCCUCGCAAAACAAUACGACGUCUCCAAACCUCCCUCCUCCCAAUCCCAAUCCUUCCCCCUCGGGUCCUACGACAUCAUAACCGCUCUAAACGUCAUCCACGCCGUCCCCGACCUGAAUGAAACAUUGAAGGGCUUAUACGCGCUCCUAAAACCAGGCGGGAAGUUACUGGUCGUUGAUUCGGACGGGAAAGCCUAUCGGGAUCACAUCCAACUCCCGCUUCGAGACCCGCGCACCGCCCGCGUCGUGUUCGAGCCCGCAAAGGAGGAGGAGAACGAGAACGAGAACGCAGCACCGGUUCCCGUCCCCGUCCUCGAAACCGUUCCCCGUCCGGGCGCUAUCUGGGCCGACUUCGUCUGGGGUUCUUUCCAGGGCUGGUUCGGCUUCACGGACGACCGCGCGCAUUGUACGGUCGAUGGGGAGGAAUGGAGGGCUAGACUUGAGGGGGAGGAGGUAGGGUUUGAAGUGGGGAGUGUGAGGGUUGUGGAGGAGGAUGUGGGGAUUUGUAUUUUGUUGGAGGCGGGGAAGGCUUAGGCUUAGGGUGGGAGUGGGGGCGGGGGUGGGGAUGAGUGACGCGAGAGCGUUGAAGUGAGCAGAGGUGAGGAUGGGUUGUUGGUGUUAUUGCUGAGGUUUUGUGGGACAUUUCCAAGGCCGCUUUCGUGGUGAAUCGUUGUGGUUCGUGGUCCAAGGAGUGGCUAUGCUCUAGUGUAGGUUGAGAUUGUACUCACAGUAACGUCUGCAAUGACAUUCAUCGUCCAUGAC
Stereum hirsutum FP-91666 SS1 is the source of this 9126-nucleotide messenger RNA. It is a transcript of the gene pks4, whose product is annotated as polyketide synthase. The transcript is spliced from 25 exons. Lineage: Eukaryota; Fungi; Basidiomycota; Agaricomycetes; Russulales; Stereaceae. Gene Ontology annotation, biological process: fatty acid biosynthetic process. The record is from RefSeq and is a predicted model, not a curated record. Gene Ontology annotation, molecular function: fatty acid synthase activity; 3-oxoacyl-[acyl-carrier-protein] synthase activity. The coding region runs from base 115 to 8898 and encodes 2927 amino acids.